This is a messenger RNA of Striga hermonthica, 1452 nucleotides long. The record is from the annotation of a GenBank genome assembly. Lineage: Eukaryota; Viridiplantae; Streptophyta; Magnoliopsida; Lamiales; Orobanchaceae.
AUGUCUUCUGAUCGAAGUUGGAUGUUCAACCAACGAGACGGUAGUGGUUUUCUUUCUGAUGGCUUUAUAAAAGGGGUGAACGAGUUUCUUGAUUUUGCAUUUUCACGGCCUGGCAAUAGAAAAAGGGUCCGAUGUCCUUGUGCACGUUGUCGCAAUACUGAGUUUCGUGAUCGAGAAGAUAUUAAGUAUCAUAUUUACAACUACGGAUUUGUGAGUGGUUAUGAUCAUUGGGAUGCACAUGGGGAACCUUUUAUCCGUGCGAAUUCUGCAACAAAAGUACGGGAAAAAAGUGCAGAACACCACGCGACAAAGGCUAUGGUAAUUGAUACAAUAGGGCCUGAAAUGCAUCAUGAAUAUUAUGAUUAUCAUAAUGACGUGGAGCCAGAAGUCCCAAAUCCCAAAGCAAAAGAAUUUUUUACAUUACAAGAAGAGGCCGAUAAACCUUUGUGGCCUGGGUGCACCAAACAGAGACGUCCCAUUGGUAGCCAAACUGCAAAUUAUAAAUUCCUCACAUCUGAGGAGCUUAAGGCUGCGACACUUUAUGUGCUUCUAAAUUGUCAAGAAAUUUCUCCAUUUGUCACCAAGUUUGACAAUUUCAUAAGGACAGAACAACCCCAUGUAUCUGAAGGUGAACUCGAUAAGUUAAGAGACAAUUAUUUUCCACGGUGGUUACUGAAAUAUGUGUCUGAUGAUAAGAAUGACGUAGAUAAUCGUGUAAGAGAUAUGGCCUUGGGUCCAUCCAGACGUGUUCGAACUUACAACGGUUACUUCGUGAAUGGUUACAAAUUUCACACCCAUAGUAAUGGUGUGAACAAAGCAACACAAAACAGUGGUGUGUGUGUUUUGGGAAGCUGUUACAAUGAGUUUGAGGUUGACUAUUACGGAAUCCUAACUGAGAUAUUAGAAUUGGAGUAUAUUGGGAGCAACAAUAGAGUUACACUCUUCAAAUGUGAUUGGUUUGACAACGAGAAGGGUAUCAAGGUACACCCUAGAUUUAACCUGGUUGAGAUCAAUCACAAAAAGAAGAUGCUCUCGACCAAUGUAUAUGUACUAGCUCAACAAGCACAACAAGUGUAUUAUACAAGCUUUCCGUCUACUGCUAAACAUAGACAAGAUUUCUGGGCUGUUGUUAAAACAAAAGCACGACAUUUGAUUGAUGUACGAGGUGUCUCCAAUGAUCAUGAAGAGUGCAUUAUGUCAGGAGACCAUGCAUUUCAGGAAGAGCCAUCCGUGAAUAAUAUCUCAUAUGUUCCAAUAACUCCGGAGUUGGAUGAUGCAGAUCUUGUGGAUAGAGGUAAUGUUUAUGCAGAAGUAGAUGCAGCUGAAAUGGAGAUAGGUAUCGAAGAAGAUUGCAUUUCAGAGUCAGGUGAAAGUAGCGAAGAAGUUGAUAAUGCUAUGCUUGCAGAGGACCCUGAAUCUGAUUCCUCCUCCACUAGAAGCGAAAACCAAUAA